AUGGAGGGGGCAGCGCCGGACCCCGCAGGGGACGGCCUGCUUGCCGAGGAGGAGGACCUGUACGACGCGGAGGCCUGCGACGUGCCCGACCCUGGGCUGCUCUCCGAGGAGGACGAGCUGCGCCUCUCGGGACCCCCGCACGCCACGCAGUCCUUGGCCGGCAGCCAGAGGUGGCGCAGCCUCACGGUGCGCGCCCGUGCCCGCCAGCUGUGGCUCCUCCUGCGCGCAGGCCUCCACGACCUGGUGGAAAAGGAGAAGCGAGCAGAGCUGCGGGUCGCGCGCCUGACCCACGGCCUGGAGCCCCUGCGCCGUCUGGAGGUCCCUGCUGGGCUCCGCUCCGUGGCAAUAGACCCGUCAGCCGGACGCUUCGUGGUGCUCGACGGUGAGGGCUGCCUGCACCUGCACCGAAGGGAUGGCUGGGCGCAGGGCAAGCUGCUGGCCCCCGGCGCCCUGAUGGGGCUGGCGGCUGUGCUGGGCCCACUGGGCGCCGUGGGCCGCUUUGUGGGCUGGGGCCCGGCAGGACUGGCCAUCUUGCGGGCUGACCUCAGCCUGCUGUGGACCAGUGAGCCCAGAGUAGGCUGCGAGAUCACCUGUUGCUUGCCGGUACCUGACCUGGGGCUGCUGUUGGUGGUGGAGGAGGCCGGCCGCCUGGCGCUGUGGAGGUUCCGCUCGGGGGGUCGCUGUCUGGUGCCACGGGGGUCGCCCCUGCAGCUCCCGGCCAGCCUAGAGGGGACGCUGAAGCGACUGGCUCUGUGGCCGGUGCCCCCUCACGGCCUCCCACGCUGCCUGGUGGCCUACGGCUCUGCAGUCCUCACCCUGGACCUGCAGGACUGGGCUCUUGUGGAUGUGCGCCGGGAUCUGCACAAAACCACCGUAUCGGACCUGGCGUACUGCGAGGAGGUGGAGGCCUUGGUGACUGCAUCCCGUGACACCACGGUGAAGGUGUGGGAGUCCGACUGGCAGAUCCGGAUGGUGUUUGUGGGCCACACAGGCCCGGUCACAGCGAUGGCUGUGCUCCCCGGCACCACGCACGUGGUGUCAGCCUCGCAGGAUGGGACGCUGCGCACCUGGGACCUGCAGGCGGCGGCACAAGUGGGCCAAGUGUCACUGUGCUGCUGGUGCCAGGACGCGCUGUCGGCGCGUGUGAGCCGCUUGCUGGCCCCUGUUGGCCCGGGCUGGCCCAUGCUCUCACUGAGCACCAACGGCUUGGGGCUCUGGUCCCUGCGUGAGCUCCACUCGCCGCUGGCACAGCUGCCGGCGCCCGUGCUGCAUCUGCAGGUGGCGCCCACGCUGCCCAUGCCCGUGCACCCGUCGCUGCCGCCGCGUCUGGUGUGCGCCUGCGCUGACGGCUCCGUGUACCUGCUGUCGGCUGCGACAGGGCGCCUGGUCAGCGUGCUCUUGCUGGAGCCCGAGGACUGCGCGGCGGCAGUGGCUUACUGCCUGCCGCGUGAGGCGCUGUGGCUGCUGACCCGAGCUGGGCACCUGGUGCGCGCCAAUGCGGCGAGCUGCCCCAUGCGUGUGCUGCACCGCCUGCCCCCGCCACCGCCCUCAGAGCCGCAGCGCUGCUGCCUGCACCUCUACAGCCACCUCCCAGACGCCGCCAGCGCCUUCGCCACCUGGGAGCUCGUGCGCCAGCACAGGGGCGAACUGCACCACAGCGUGGCGGCCCGGGCCGGGAAGAGCAAGAACCGGUUUCUGCCUGUGCUGGGCCACACGGACGGGUUCCUGUCGGUCUUGGAUGUGCUCACGUCCCAGACGGUCUUCCGCACCGAGGCGCAUAGCCCAGGCCCGGUCAUGGCCAUUGCGUCCACCUGGAGCAGCAUCGUGUCCUCCGGCGGAGACCUCACGGUGAAGAUGUGGCGUGUCUUCCCCUACGCUGAGGACAGCCUGAGCCUGUUACGCACCUUCUCCUGCUCCCACCCAGCCCCAUGGCUCUGUGCGCUGGGCAAGCGCAUCACGGUGGGCUUUGAGGACCCUGGCAGUGCCACCUAUGGCCUGGUGCAGUUUGGCCUGGGCAAGAGCCCGCGCUGGGACCACCGACCCCAGGACGACCCCUCGGAUCACAUCACCGGCCUGUGCUGCUGCCCUCCGCUCAAGCUGUACGCCUGCUCCAGCCUGGACUGCACGGUCCGUGUCUGGACCGCCGACAACCGCCUGCUGCGGCUCCUGCAGCUGAGCGGGGCCCCUCAGGCCCUGGCCUUCUGCAGCAACGGUGGUGACCUGGUGCUGGCGCUGGGCUCACGCCUCUGCCUGGUGAACCACAAGCUCUACCUGCCUACCUCCUACCUGGUUAAGAGACUGUGUCAGAAAGCCCCCGAUGUCAUGGAUGACUCCCCACUGCCGCUGACCCCUGAGGAGCUGCCGCCUGCAGCUCAGCUGCACAGGUUGCUCGCCCUGCGCCGGGCGGCCAGCCUCAGUGCAGCCCUGCCCUUGGCCCGUCACCAGACGGCAGAGCCUCAGGAGCUGGAGCUGACGGAGGAUCUGGACAGCCUGGCGGCCCGGAACCGAGACCUUCAGCAGCUGAGGCUGGGGCUGGUGGUCCCGGAGGCCCCGCCCCAGCUGUCCUGGAGGCAGCGGCAGGAGGCCUUCAGCCAGUACCUCUGCGCCAUUGGCAGUGCGGGCCUGCUGGUGGCUGUGCGUCUGCCCCCCAUGCCCCAUCCCCCCACGCCCCUGCCGGUGGCUGUGCCUCUGCCCCCCAUGCCCCAUCCCCCCACGCCCCUGCCGGUGGCUGUGCCUCUGCCCCCCAUGCCCCAUCCCCCCACGCCCCUGCCGGUGGCUGUGCCUCUGCCCCCCAUGCCCCAUCCCCCCACGCCCCUGCCGGUGGCUGUGCCUCUGCCCCCCAUGCCCCAUCCCCCCACGCCCCUGCCGGACCCUGAGUCUGGAAGGGAGUCCCAGCAGUGGAGCAACCUGGAGCAAGACCCCGGGGACCCGUUGAAGUUGCUUGGUGCUAGGCGGCAGACAGUUACGCCCAGGGCCCAGCUCCCGCAGGGCGUGGACACCCAGGUUAAGCGCUUCGCUCGCCCACCCCGUGUCACCCUGCCCCUCCGGCCUUCCCACCAGGGGGUGCACAGCAAGGCAUCCCAGCUCCUAGCCCGCUCCUCUCUGAGCUACGAGCUGGGCCUGGGCAUGGACGCAGUGCUGUCAUCAGAUCAGCUCCCCUGGGAGAUGGCCACGGUCCGGGGCCGGAGCUCGCUGUCCUACCUGCAGCACCGGGUCCCCCUGCUGCUGAAGCGACGGCCGAGGGAGCGCCUGUCCAAGCUCCGGGGCUUCUUUCCCACCACCAUACACAAGGGCCGCCUGCCACCCAUCAACUUCCCGGGCUGUGUGCCCAACUCGGUGCUGCUGCAGCAGCUGUGGCUGCCGGCGGAGGUCGGCCACCUGGGGUCCCUGGUUCAGCUCAGGUCCCGUGCACGCAGGAGACGCAAGCCACAUGAGAGCUAUGACGAGUGGCUACGGCGCACCCGGCGGUCCAACAGCAACUGGAAGAGGAGGUGGAUGCAGUGGCUGCGGGGGAAGACGAGCACUGUGGACCUGAGGCUGCAGCGUCCGAAGGCCGGCAGGACCAAGGGCCGCGCUGGCGCCAAGCCUCGCCACCCGCACGCAGUCUGGCAGGAGCCCUACACGCACCUCCCCAGGUUCCUGCACUUCUUUGUCAGCCAGAACUGGUUCAAGAAAAUGUUCCCCACCUUCACCCUGCAGGCCUACCCUGAGAGCCACACGGUGGAGGGCUUGGCCCAGCUGCUGCUGUGCCAGCUGACCGAGUCUUCCUGGGCUGACCGCACGCACAUCCUACAUGCCCUUCUGCGGCUGCUGCCGGACUUGGGUAGUGAUGUACACCGGCGGCUGCAGGACCUCGUCCUGCAGCUACUAAACCUGGAAGAGCCGCCCAACUUCCAGGACCCCACCCAGAAGCAGUUCGUGCUGCUGGCGCUGCAGUUGCUUCUGGCUUGCUCGCUGGAGAGCCAUGACGUGGUGCUGGAGCUCAUGUCCUACGUCCUCUACUCCCCGGAGUCCUGCUGGCCAGAACUCAAGAGGCUGAUGGACGGGCUGGGCCUGCAGGACCCACAGGGCUUCCUGUUGAAGGAGAUGCUGACGUGGGCCCAGGGCACCCAGCUCACCUCCAAGGCCAUGCUGCGCAAACUCUGCUACCAGAAGCUGGAGGGCAUGGUGCAGCAACUGCAGGCGAGAGCCACGCGUCCAACAGCCAGGUCUCAGCUCUGUCUGCUUGCCCUUCCGCCCAAAGAGGCCCCAGCGACAAAGACCCCGCGGGCGCCGGGGCAGAGCGUCCCCGAGCUGCCCUCGCAGGUGGAGGCGCCUGGGCUGCCAUCCCGCACCUUGGGGACCAAGCACACGCUCUCGGAUACGCUUCAGAGCUUCUGCGGGGCGUCCGGCGCCAGACCGCACUUGCUCGGGCCCCCGGCUGCCACGCCGCUGCCGCUGCCGCCGCUGGAGAGGACGCAGUGGUCACGCACACAAGUGCUGGACCUGGGCUGCGUCGAUGCCCUCAACUACUUCUGCGAGCAGCAGCGGGCCAACCAGCUCAUCCUGCUCUGGGAAGAGGCGCAGCGCCUGCGCUCUCCCGCGCCCAACGCGGUGGGACGGCAGCCGCGCGACGUCAGGCGCUGCCCCAUCCUGCGCCUCCAGGAGGUGCCGGCUCCCAGUCCCGAGAAGAUGCUGCAGGGCGAGUGCGGGCGGGGCUGGGGCCUCCAGUCCACGCGCCCCGCAGGCCGCGCCCUGGACAGUUCCCUGCGGGCGCUCAAGCUGCCCCUGCCGCGCGUGGAGCUGCAGCCCUUCCCGCCGGGCUGGCCCCGGCCCGCACGCCCGCGCUGCCCGCUGCCGCUGCGGCCACUCCUGCAGCGCUACUUCGUGCCGGAGCUCGCGGACCCUGACAGCUGGCGCUGACCCC
Ochotona curzoniae (black-lipped pika) is the source of this 4906-nucleotide messenger RNA. It is a transcript of the gene WDR97, whose product is annotated as WD repeat domain 97. The transcript has 23 exons. Lineage: Eukaryota; Metazoa; Chordata; Mammalia; Lagomorpha; Ochotonidae. The coding region runs from base 1 to 4902 and encodes 1633 amino acids. The record is from RefSeq and is a predicted model, not a curated record. Gene Ontology annotation, molecular function: protein binding.